AAAUCUUUUGGAUCAAGAUGUGCAGCUCAAACAGUUUACCUUACCUGGGAGUGAUGGUAAUGGCGGUGGUCGCCAACAAGAUGCUGGAUGAAUGUUUGUCAUCGAACCGUAAAUACACCAUGAAUGUUGUACUACUGGAGGACAACUCUUAUGGUUGGAGUCGACCAUUUGUGCAGGCGGCUGUGGAACGAGCUAUUGAAGAGGACAGGCAAGAGAACAUUAACAAAGGUUUAAACUUCACUUUGACGGCUAACUUCAGUGGGUUCAAUACCACCUUGUACAACCGGCAGGGCUGUGGGAGCAGUACCUGUGAGGGAGUGGCAAUACUCAAGAGGCUGCAUAAUAAGGGUGAAGUCGGUUGCGUCAUGCUGGGGCCUUCCUGUACUUAUGCCACAUUCCAGUUAGUGGAUGAUGAAAUUGGCCUGAGCCUGAGCAUUCCCAUUAUCUCUGCCGGGAGCUUCGGACUCUCAUGUGACUAUAAACCCAAACUGACCCGCAUUCUGCCUCCAGCACGCAAGAUCUCUGACUUACUCAUCAACUUUAUGAGGGAUACCUUGCCAUUUAAGAAGAAAGCUUGGAAGCAGGUCUAUGUCUACAAGAAGUCCAGCAACACAACCGAGGACUGCUUCUGGUACAUCAAUGCAUUGGAAGCACCCUCUGCCAACUUUGCUACAUGGACUAACAGAGAGAUGUUGCGUGGGGAGGGCGAGCUGACGAAUGCCCUAACUGCUAAGAAAAGACACAGCAACAUUUUCAUCUUAUGUGGGACCCUUGAUGAUCUUGUUUCAAUAAAGGAGAAGGUGGGCCAGAUACACAAGGACAUCAUGUUCAUUCUCCUCGAUAUUUACAACCCUGAUUAUUAUGUCAACACAACAUCCAGUAAGAGUAUGGAAGACGUCUUGGUGAUCACUCUGCCGCAGAGGAACUACAAGUAUGGAUUAAACUCAUCAUAUAAUGACACGAUAAAUGACUAUGUGGCUGGGUAUCAUGAUGGCGUUCUGCUAUUUGGCAAAGUGCUCAGAGAAAGGAUGCUCAGCCAGCAACGCAACAAGGAAUCCUAUGAUGUGCCUCUGAGUGACAACCCGUUUGGAAACAUCUCCUUUGAUGGUAUGGGAGGACACUAUGUUCUUGAUGAAUAUGGUGACAGAGAUGUUAACCUCUCUAUGAUUUACACAUCAGCUGUCACUGGCAAGUACAAAACCCUGUCAGUGUUUGAUACAUCGCGAAAUAAAACCGUAAUAAUAGAAACAAACCCCACCCUGCCGUGGAAAGGGGGUGAGCUGCCCCCUGACGUGCCAGAAAAUCCAGGCGGCUUAAAUACACAGGAUGUGAUUGUGAUCGUUCUGAGUCUCAGUGUUGUCGUGGUGACAGCCAUCGCUCUCAUCUUCUACAGGCAGAACAGGAAAGAGCGUCUUAUGCAGAAGAAGUGGUCUCACAUCGACCCGCACCUGAUUGGUCCGCUGGAUGAGAAGGAGGUCUCGCUGAAGAUUGAUGAAGAUAAGAGGAAGGACAGCACAGUCUUCUCUCAGCGAGGGCGCUAUGACAAGAAGCCUGUAAUCCUGAAAGAGCUGAAACACACAGACGGAGACUUCUCCGAGGACCAGAGGAUUGAGCUUAACACUCUGCUGCGUAUCGAUUACUACAACCUGACCAAGUUCUACGGCACGGUGAAGUUUGAGUAUGGCGUGUUUGGGGUGUUUGAGCUGUGUCAGAGGGGCUCCCUCAGGUACAUUCUGAAUGACAGGAUCUCCUACCCAGACGAAACCUUCAUGGACAUGGAGUUUAAGAUAUCAGUCAUGUAUGACAUAGCAAAGGGCAUGUCGUAUCUCCACUCCAGUAAUAUUGAAGUCCAUGGUCGCCUCAAGUCCACCAACUGUGUGGUUGACAACCGCAUGGUGGUCAAGAUCACUGACUUUGGUUGCCACACCAUCCUGAGGCCGGGCAGAGAUGUGUGGACUGCCCCGGAGCAUCUUCGUAAAGAUGGGGUGUCUCAAAAAGGCGAUGUGUACAGCUAUGCCAUCAUUGCCCAUGAGAUCGUUAUGAGGCGAACCCCGUUCUAUACGCAGCACUGCUCUAACAUUGCAGAGAAGAUCCACAGAGUGCAGUAUCCCUCUGAGAUGGUUGUGUUUAGACCUGACCUCAACUUUGACAGUGCAUCAGAGCGGGAGAUUGAGCUGAAUAUGCUAAUAAAGAACUGCUGGGAUGAAGACCCAGAACGGAGGCCAGAUUUUAAAAGGAUAGAGGUAACUCUGGGUAAGAUUUUCAGUAACCUACACAACCAAGCCACUGAGACGUACAUGGACAACCUGAUCCGUCGCCUGCAGAAUUAUUCAAGGACUCUGGAGCGUCUGGUGGAGGAGAGGACCUCUUUGUACAAAGCUGAAAGGGACAGAGCUGAUCGCCUCAACUUUAUGCUACUUCCUGGCCCAGUGGUGCGUUCACUGAAGGAGACAGGCGGAGUGGAGCCUGAGCUGUUUGAGGAGGUGACCAUUUAUUUUAGUGACAUUGUGGGAUUCACCACCCUCUGCCACUACAGCACCCCAAUGGAGGUGGUCGACAUGCUCAAUGACAUCUACAAGAACUUUGACAGCAUCCUUGACCACCAUGAUGUCUAUAAGGUUGAGACAAUAGGAGAUGCGUACAUGGUUGCAUCAGGUUUGCCCAAACGCAACGGCAACAGACAUGCAGUGGACAUCGCCCACAUGGCCCUGGACAUCCUGGCAUUUGUGGGGACUUUUGAAUUACAGCACCUGCCGGGUAUCCCUCUGUGGAUCCGUAUUGGUGUGCAUUCAGGACCAUGUGCAGCAGGAGUGGUGGGGAACAAGAUGCCUCGCUACUGUCUUUUUGGAGAUACAGUCAACACUGCCUCACGCAUGGAAUCCACGGGCCUGCCUCUGAGAAUUCACGUCAGCCAGUCCACCAUCAACAUCCUACAGAGGACAGACUGCAAGUUUGAAUAUGAAAAGAGAGGAGAGACGUACCUGAAAGGUAAAGGCAAAGAGAUGACAUACUGGUUAACAGGGGUGACUGGGGGAAAAUACAACCUGGCGACACCACCAACAGCGGAGAACUUCCAACGGCUCCAGCAGGACUUGGCAGAGAUGAUCGUGUCCAGUCUGGAGAAGCGUGGAGAUGGGAGCGAGGGUUUCAAAAAGAGGAAGACCCUGUCCACCAAAGUCCGUCAGAGGGAGACCACUAGCAGCCUGCAGAGUGACAGCCUGCCAGAGUACUUCCACCUGGCUGUCACUGACAACCCCAGUACCUACUUGUAAUUACAGAGGAACUUUCAGUACAAUAUCGGUGAAGGCGUAGAUGCUGUAGAAGUGCGUCAUAACCUGUACCUUUCUGAAUCAGCACUGUUGGGUUUCUUUGGAGAGCUCUGUUCAUCCAGGGGUUGGAGUGACUGGGGAACAGCUGUGGAUCAAGCAGGCAUGUUAAAGGUGAGACUUAUGGGUUGAUGUCAUGAUAAACGUGCCUACCAAAGUUUCAGUGCUCUUUAUUUUCCCUGACAUCCAUUCUUCACACUUUUCAACCCCCACAAUUCUCACUCCCCCGGUAGAAAAACCAUCCCUCUGUCACCUAAAAUGAAUUGUUUCUAAACAUUAAUUUAUGUCUCAUUGUUCAUUAAAAGUAAAAAUCCAUCUUCAGAUAUGUUAUAUAUCAUUUGUCGUUGCAGAAAUAAGACCCUCCUCUUGUAUUGUGUGGCCCUGACACAAUUUCACUAAUACUUUACGUCAUUACAUUUAACUUGGUGUUGAUGAGAAUAUGUGAGGAACACAACAAAACAGUAAAACUGGAAU
Molecule: messenger RNA, 3800 nt
Organism: Xiphias gladius (swordfish)
Lineage: Eukaryota; Metazoa; Chordata; Actinopteri; Istiophoriformes; Xiphiidae
Gene: gucy2ca
Product: guanylate cyclase 2Ca
Exons: 27
Coding region: 18-3272 (1084 amino acids)
Biological process (GO): protein phosphorylation; cGMP biosynthetic process; intracellular signal transduction
Molecular function (GO): ATP binding; peptide receptor activity; guanylate cyclase activity
Source: RefSeq, a predicted model, not a curated record